This is a messenger RNA of Eleginops maclovinus (Patagonian blennie), 870 nucleotides long. RefSeq names its product basic helix-loop-helix family, member a9 (gene bhlha9). NCBI's taxonomy places the organism in Eukaryota, Metazoa, Chordata, Actinopteri, Perciformes, Eleginopidae. The record is from RefSeq and is a predicted model, not a curated record. Bases 1 to 870 code for a protein of 289 amino acids. The transcript has a single exon. Gene Ontology annotation, molecular function: DNA-binding transcription factor activity, RNA polymerase II-specific; RNA polymerase II transcription regulatory region sequence-specific DNA binding; protein dimerization activity. Gene Ontology annotation, biological process: regulation of transcription by RNA polymerase II; developmental process.
AUGAGCUGCAGCAGUGUUGAAGGAUCGGAGUUCUCUGAAGAAGAGCUGGAGCUUGGCCUGCUGGGUCAGGAAGAAGACGAAGGAAGUCCCAAGGAAUCUUUCCAAGACAGUGAGAGCUCUGCUAGCCCUAGUGAUCCAGAGGAAGGCCAGACCAAGAAGCGUAAUCGACCAGUGCGCUCAAAAGCUCGAAGGAUGGCCGCCAACGUCCGUGAGCGAAAACGCAUCAUGGACUACAACCAGGCGUUCAAUGCCCUGCGCGUCACUCUGAACCACGACCUCACCGGCAAACGGCUGUCAAAGAUCGCCACACUGCAGAGGGCCAUCAACCGCAUCUCUGCUCUCUCAGUAUUCCUGAGCUCCAACCCACCCAGCAAGCCCUGCACCCAUCGGGAGUGCAACAGGUCAUCUGCAGGACCCCUGGUGAAUGGAGCAUCUCGGCAUGAGCAGACUCGGGCCACCGUUCCUGGUCUGGAGCCUCAGAGUUACGUCCCCUGGCACUCGUCCAUCCCUCACCAGAUGCCUCCUCAACAAGGGCCUCACCUGAACAGGCUGCCCACGGAGCCUCACGUGUACAUGGACAACAAUGCGUCAUCAUGUCCACCAUCACCACACUACCCUUGUUACCCCCCUGAGGGACAGCUUUAUGCCUCAUAUGGACACUGCGGAAGCCCCCACGACCAUCCGCCCAGCCCUAUGCGAUACCCACAGGUGGGCGAGGGUUUGGGGUACCAGCCAGGCAUGUGGGCUUCCUGCGCUCAGAAAUACAUGGACACUUUUGUGGAGCCUUCUCCAGCUCUGGGGCUUCCCUGGCAGGUGAGCUACAUGCAGGAGCCGGAGCACAGCCUCCCUCUGGGUUCUGAAAUCCUAUAA